AUGGCUGGGAGUGGGAAGGGGUGUGAGAGGUGCAGUGAGUGGCAAGAGCACUACUACUGGGAGCACAUGGAUGUGAACAAGAUCAGGUUCUUCAAGCUCAUGACAGGAGAUUUCCAGCAGAGCAUUUGCAUACCAGACAAAUUUGCGAGCAAUUUCAUCAGGCAGAUGGAUAUCGCAGAAGGACUCCACCUGAAAGCGCCGAGCGGAGAAACAUGGCGCGUGGGCGUCAGCAAGGUUGCUGAUGAGCUGUUCUUGGGGUCAGGGUGGGGGGAUUUUGCCAAGGCUCAUGAACUGCAGGAGAAUGACCUCCUGCUCUUCACAUGCAGUGGAAGAUCCUCCUUUGAGGUCCUGAUCUUCGAUGCGAGUGGCUGUGAGAAGCUGUCUCCCCUCUUCACCGGCAGAAUGUGCAAACAUUUCGACAACAUUGUGAUGGGUCAGCAGGUUGAGAAAUACUCUCUGACUGUCGAUGAUGAUUCUGAUGAUGAUACUAGUGUGCCGUCUCGGUUGGUUGGCUCCCCUCACAGGGCCUCCACAUCAAAGAAAUACAGUGUCAAGAGCAAAUCAAGUACUGAAUCACCAAGCAGCCGCAGCAGCUCUGAUGCUAAGCUUGAGUCAACUGAGGAAGAGGAGUGUGAUCAUGAAAUGCACGAUGAACCCGAUUUAUACUACUCGAGGGCUGUAGAACAGCUAGAUGGCGACCAAAGACAGGAAAUAAUUGGGCUGGCUUCAACUGAACCGGGCAAUCCUGCAUUCGUGACCGUUCUGCAGAGGACCCAUCUCCAACACAAGAACAACUUUCUGAUCGUCCCCUAUAAAUUUGCUGCUGAUCACCUUCAGAGGAGGCCUCCUGACGUCCUGCUUUUCAGGCCGAGCAUGGCAGAGAAGUGGCGUGUCAGGUACUACCAAUCCAGCCACACCAGAGGCUUCAACUGCCAACGCUGGGUCAAGUUUGUUAGGGACAACAGGCUGCGCGAGGGAGACGCCUGCAUCUUCGAGCUGAUCAAAGGAGCGAAGAAGAAGAACAAGGUGGUAACGAUGGCUGUUCAUAUCGUCCGGAGGAGGAAGAAAGAUGGCCGGUUUAUCAAAGUGGGAUAA
Messenger RNA from Lolium rigidum, 1095 nucleotides. Its product is annotated as B3 domain-containing protein Os12g0592300-like. The transcript is spliced from 5 exons. Lineage: Eukaryota; Viridiplantae; Streptophyta; Magnoliopsida; Poales; Poaceae. Gene Ontology annotation, molecular function: DNA binding. The coding region runs from base 1 to 1095 and encodes 364 amino acids. The record is from RefSeq and is a predicted model, not a curated record.